GAGGGCGCGGCCAGGCGACUGAGGGCGGGGACGGCGUGCGGGCGUGCGGGCGGCGCCUAGGGGAGGAGACCGGCCCAUGGACCCGCGGGGCCCGGUGCCCCAGACUCGGUGCCGCCGGGACGGAGCCCAAGAUGUCGGCCUAGGCCCGGCUGCGACGACAAGGACUUUGCGGCUACUGGACGCCGGGGCGCGCGGCCGCUGGGCCGGGGAGUGCUGGCCCUGACGCCGGGGCGCACGGGAGGCGAGAGGCCGGCGCGUGGGGAGCGGGCCGCGCGGCACCAUGUCGGCCAAGGUGCGGCUCAAGAAGCUGGAGCAGCUGCUCCUGGACGGGCCGUGGCGCAACGAGAGCGCCCUGAGCGUGGAGACGCUGCUGGACGUGCUGGUGUGCCUCUACACCGAGUGCAGCCACUCGGCGCUGCGCCGCGACAAGUAUGUGGCGGAGUUCCUCGAGUGGGCUAAGCCGUUCACACAGCUUGUCAAGGACAUGCAACUUCAUCGGGAAGACUUUGAGAUCAUCAAAGUGAUUGGAAGAGGGGCUUUUGGUGAGGUUGCUGUGGUCAAAAUGAAGAGCACUGAACGAAUUUAUGCAAUGAAAAUUCUCAACAAAUGGGAGAUGCUAAAGCGAGCAGAGACAGCGUGUUUCCGAGAAGAGCGCGACGUGCUGGUGAACGGCGACUGUCAGUGGAUCACCGCGCUGCACUAUGCCUUUCAGGAUGAGAACUACCUGUACUUGGUUAUGGAUUACUAUGUGGGCGGUGAUUUGCUGACCCUGCUGAGUAAAUUUGAAGACAAGCUUCCAGAAGACAUGGCAAGGUUCUACAUUGGCGAAAUGGUGUUGGCCAUUGAUUCGAUCCAUCAGCUUCACUAUGUGCACAGAGACAUUAAGCCUGACAAUGUCCUUUUGGACGUGAACGGUCAUAUCCGCCUGGCUGACUUUGGAUCAUGUUUGAAGAUGAAUGAUGACGGAACUGUUCAGUCUUCUGUGGCUGUGGGCACGCCUGACUACAUCUCACCAGAGAUCCUGCAGGCCAUGGAGGAUGGCAUGGGCAAAUACGGACCUGAGUGUGACUGGUGGUCGCUGGGCGUCUGCAUGUAUGAGAUGCUGUAUGGAGAAACGCCAUUUUAUGCAGAGUCACUGGUGGAGACCUACGGGAAGAUCAUGAACCAUGAGGAGCGAUUUCAGUUCCCGUCCCAUGUCACCGACGUCUCUGAGGAAGCAAAGGACCUUAUUCAGAGGCUGAUAUGCAGUAGGGAACGGCGGCUUGGGCAGAACGGAAUAGAGGACUUUAAAAAGCAUGCAUUCUUUGAAGGUCUAAAUUGGGAAAAUAUACGAAACCUAGAAGCACCGUACAUUCCCGACGUGAGCAGUCCUUCUGACACAUCCAACUUCGACGUGGAUGACGAUGUGCUGAGAAACACGGAAAUAUUACCUCCUGGCUCUCACACAGGCUUCUCUGGAUUGCAUUUGCCAUUCAUCGGUUUUACGUUCACAACAGAAAGCUGUUUUUCUGAUCGAGGCUCUCUGAAGAGCAUGAUGCAGACCAACACGUUGACCAGAGAUGAGGAUGUGCAGCGUGAUCUGGAGAACAGCUUGCAGGUGGAGGCUUACGAGCGAAGGAUACGAAGACUGGAACAGGAGAAGCUAGAGCUGAGCCGGAAACUGCAGGAGUCCACCCAGACUGUGCAGUCCCUUCAUGGCUCCACACGGGCCCUGGGCAACUCAAACCGAGACAAAGAAAUCAAGAGGCUGAAUGAAGAAAUUGAACGUUUGAAGAACAAAAUGGCAGAUUCAAACAGGCUUGAACGACAGCUUGAGGACACAGUGACACUUCGCCAGGAGCAUGAGGACUCCACACACCGGCUGAAAGGCCUGGAGAAGCAGUACCGCCUGGUUCGUCAGGAAAAAGAAGAAUUGCACAAGCAAUUGGUUGAAGCCUCAGAGCGAUUGAAAUCCCAGACCAAGGAACUCAAAGAUGCCCAUCAGCAGCGGAAGCGGGCCCUGCAGGAGUUUUCAGAGCUCAAUGAGCGCAUGGCAGAGCUCAGGUCCCAGAAGCAGAAGGUGUCCCGUCAGCUCCGGGACAAAGAGGAAGAGAUGGAGGUGGCUAUGCAGAAGAUCGAUUCCAUGCGGCAGGAUAUCCGCAAAUCCGAGAAGUACAGGAAAGAGCUGGAAGCUCAGCUUGAGGACGCCGCUGCCGAGGCCUCCAAAGAACGAAAGCUGCGUGAGCACAGUGAGAGCUUCUGCAAGCAGAUGGAGAGCGAGCUGGAGGCCCUCAAGGUGAAGCAAGGAGGCCGGGGACCAGGCGCCACGUUAGAACACCAGCAGGAAAUCUCCAAAAUCAAGUCUGAGCUGGAGAAGAAAGUCCUGUUCUAUGAGGAGGAGUUGGUCCGCCGAGAGGCCUCCCAUGUGCUGGAAGUAAAGAAUGUGAAGAAGGAGGUCCACGACUCAGAAAGCCACCAACUGGCCCUGCAGAAGGAGAUCUUAAUGCUGAGGGAUAAACUCGAAAAGUCCAAGCGAGAACGGCACAAUGAGAUGGAGGAGGCAGUGGGCACGGUGAGGGACAAGUACGAACGCGAGAGAGCAAUGCUGUUCGAGGAGAACAAGAAGCUCACGGCUGAAAACGAAAAGCUUUGUUCCUUUGUGGAUAAACUCACAGCCCAAAAUAGACAGCUGGAAGAUGAGCUGCAGGAUCUGGCAUCCAAGAAGGAGUCCGUUGCGCAUUGGGAAGCACAGAUCGCAGAGAUCAUUCAGUGGGUCAGCGAUGAGAAAGAUGCUCGGGGUUACCUCCAGGCCCUGGCUUCGAAGAUGACCGAAGAGCUGGAGGCCUUGAGAAGCUCCAGUUUGGGAUCAAGAACUCUGGACCCACUCUGGAAGGUCCGCCGAAGCCAGAAGCUGGACAUGUCUGCACGGCUGGAGCUGCAGUCCGCACUCGAGGCCGAGAUCCGCGCCAAGCAGCUGGUUCAGGAGGAGCUGAGGAAGGUCAAAGACACAAGCCUCUCCUUCGAAAGUAAACUAAAGGAAUCCGAAGCCAAAAACAGGGAGUUAUUAGAAGAAAUGCAAAUUCUGAAGAAAAAGAUGGAAGAAAAGUUUAGAGCAGAUACAGGGCUCAAACUUCCAGAUUUCCAGGACUCUAUCUUUGAGUAUUUCAACACUGCUCCUCUUGCACAUGAUCUGACAUUUAGAGUGAGUACUGCUUUUUGAAAAUAACGAGUGUGUGUAAGUUAGAAACAAUAGAAUAUGACUUGACUACCUGUGUGGGCCCAAAACAUCUCCGGAAACAGGUCUG
Molecule: messenger RNA, 3284 nt
Organism: Peromyscus eremicus (cactus mouse)
Lineage: Eukaryota; Metazoa; Chordata; Mammalia; Rodentia; Cricetidae
Gene: Cdc42bpb
Product: CDC42 binding protein kinase beta
Exons: 21
Coding region: 281-3199 (972 amino acids)
Biological process (GO): peptidyl-threonine phosphorylation; actomyosin structure organization
Cellular component (GO): cytoskeleton; actomyosin; cytoplasm
Molecular function (GO): protein serine/threonine kinase activity; ATP binding
Source: RefSeq, a predicted model, not a curated record